AUGAGCCAAGAUCGUACUCUCCUAGUACCAUACUCACCGGUCAACGGUAUGAUAUCAUAUGAACGGCACCCUUUGUACUUUGGUGAAGAUCCCAAGUUUGCAGGAGCACCAGAAGAUGUUGAUGAGGCAUGGGACUACCUGCUAGAACCCCAUUGUGUCGAUACUAUCCGCCGUAGCCUGAUGUGUAAAGCAGAUGUCGGCCUAUAUACGGCAUAUUGGAUCGGAGACCAUAAUGCUUUCCCCAACAAAGAGCUCCGGUCAGAAUCAGAGACGAUUGAGAGAAUGUUGGAAAGAUCUCGCGAGUAUCGAAAGAAUGGUAACCAAUAG
Sclerotinia sclerotiorum 1980 UF-70 is the source of this 327-nucleotide messenger RNA. RefSeq lists its product with no specific name. The transcript is spliced from 4 exons. Bases 1 to 327 code for a protein of 108 amino acids. The record is from RefSeq and is a predicted model, not a curated record. Gene Ontology annotation, biological process: mycotoxin biosynthetic process. Lineage: Eukaryota; Fungi; Ascomycota; Leotiomycetes; Helotiales; Sclerotiniaceae.